AUGCCGUCGGACUCAGGCGACUCAAACAACCGGAAACAACCCACCAAGGCGCAGAGCAGCCUGGGAGCUCCACCGCCGGAGCAGGAGCACCUGCCGUGUCCUCGCUGCGAGUCCACCAACACCAAGUUCUGCUACUACAACAACUACAACUUCUCUCAGCCUCGUCACUUCUGCAAGUCCUGCCGCCGCUACUGGACCCACGGUGGGACCCUCCGUGACAUCCCCGUCGGCGGCGGCAGCCGCAAGAACGCCAAGCGGUCUCGGACGUGCUCCAGCAAUGGUUCCAUGGUCUCUGCUGGGUCUGAUCACGCCUUGCCCGCCACCCCGGUUUUCAUGCCGGUGUCUGCGGGACAAGGCGGCUUCGGCGGGGGAGGGGCGGUGCAGUUCGGCGGCUGCGGUGGAGGACUGAAAGGUAAUGUGAGUAAUGGAGGGAGCUUUACUUCUCUGCUCAACACUCAGCCAGGGUUUUUGGCUUUGGGGGGAUUUGGGCUUGGGCUUACUACUGGGUUUGAGGAGAUGGGCUUCGGGUUCGGUAGAGCUGUGUGGCCUUUUUCCGGGAUGGGAUCCGACAGUGGUGCCGGGAUCGGGGGUAAUGGUGUUGCCCAUGGGAUGAUGAACGCGUGGCAGUUUGAGAAUGGUGAGGCUGGAGGGGUUGUGAAUGUUGGUCUUGGUGGUGGUGGUGGAGAGUUCUGUUCUUGGCCAGAGCUGGCAAUUUCUACUCCUGGAAAUGGUCUCAAGUGA
Molecule: messenger RNA, 741 nt
Organism: Fragaria vesca subsp. vesca
Lineage: Eukaryota; Viridiplantae; Streptophyta; Magnoliopsida; Rosales; Rosaceae
Product: dof zinc finger protein DOF3.4-like
Exons: 1
Coding region: 1-741 (246 amino acids)
Biological process (GO): regulation of DNA-templated transcription
Molecular function (GO): DNA binding; DNA-binding transcription factor activity
Source: RefSeq, a predicted model, not a curated record